Molecule: messenger RNA, 528 nt
Organism: Naegleria gruberi
Lineage: Eukaryota; Heterolobosea; Eutetramitea; Acrasida; Naegleriidae
Exons: 5
Coding region: 3-452 (149 amino acids)
Biological process (GO): DNA damage tolerance; protein K63-linked ubiquitination
Cellular component (GO): nucleus
Molecular function (GO): ubiquitin conjugating enzyme activity
Source: RefSeq, a predicted model, not a curated record
AAAUGAGCAACUUGCCAAGAAGAAUCAUCAAGGAAACUCAAAAACUGAUGUCUGAGCCAAUUACGGGCAUCACUGCUACACCAACAGAAGAAAAUAUGCGUUACUUUUCAGUUUCCAUUGAAGGACCACCACAAACUCCAUAUGAAGGAGGUAUUUUCAAAUUGGAAUUGUUCCUUCCUGAUGAUUAUCCAAUGGCUCCACCAAAAGUAAGAUUCUUAACGAAAAUCUAUCACCCAAAUAUUGAUAAAUUGGGAAGAAUUUGUUUGGACAUUCUCAAAGAUAAGUGGUCACCUGCAUUGCAAAUCAGAACUCUCUUGUUGAGUAUUCAAGCCUUACUUUCUGCUCCAAAUCCAGACGAUCCAUUGGCAAAUGAUGUUGCUGAAGAAUGGAAGAAGGAUCAAAAUACUGCAUUGAAUACUGCAAAGGAAUGGACUAUUAGAUAUGCCAAGUAAAUCUCGUUAUCAUGUGCUCAGUAAUAUGGUUGCAUGCAAACACAACAACAGAAAUAAAACUUAAUUUAUAAUCUUU